Maniola jurtina (meadow brown) is the source of this 4576-nucleotide messenger RNA. It is a transcript of the gene Sra-1, whose product is annotated as cytoplasmic FMR1-interacting protein. The record is from RefSeq and is a predicted model, not a curated record. The transcript has 28 exons. Gene Ontology annotation, biological process: regulation of actin filament polymerization; cell projection assembly; axon guidance. Gene Ontology annotation, molecular function: small GTPase binding; RNA 7-methylguanosine cap binding. Lineage: Eukaryota; Metazoa; Arthropoda; Insecta; Lepidoptera; Nymphalidae. Gene Ontology annotation, cellular component: synapse; neuron projection; SCAR complex. The coding region runs from base 238 to 4059 and encodes 1273 amino acids.
AAAGAGUCUGAUAUUUUGUAAUUAUUUACUUUACUAUUAAUUACAUAGUAAUUUACUACGUAAAUAUUCCUAUUUCCUUUAAAUUUUAAAUAAAAAAUAUGAGUACGAUGAUAAGUUAUCAUUCAUAUAAACUUCCAUAGUGUUACUUGCUUUUUUAAUUAAAGUUUGCCGACCGUAAAUUAGCUUACGGCCUACGGGACUGUUUGUGUAUUUUGUCGUUUAUUCGUUGAAAUAAUCAUGUCUGUGAGUGAAAAGGUAUCUCUUUCGGAUGCCCUAAGUAACGUGGACGUUCUAGACGAGCUAACUUUGCCAGAUGAACAGCCAUGCAUAGAAGCAGCGCCCUGCUCCAUCCUGUACCAGGCCAAUUUUGACACCAACUUUGAAGACAGAAAUGGCUUCGUCACAGGCAUCGCCAAGUACAUUGAAGAGGCAACUGUGCAUGCCAACUUGAAUGAACUUCUAGAAGAAGGAAACGCUCACGCUGUUAUGCUGUACACCUGGAGAUGCUGCAGCCGAGCCAUACCUCAGCCCAGGUCCAACGAGCAGCCUGAUCGGGUUCACAUAUACGAGCGAACUGUGCAGGUGUUAGCGCCUGAGGUGGACAAGCUGCUGCAGUUUAUGUACUUCCAGCGCAAAGCGAUUGAACGCUUCUGUGGCGAAGUACGUCGCCUCUGUCACGCGGAGAAGCGUCGCGACUUCGUUUCCGAAGCGUACCUGCUCACGUUGGGGAAAUUCGUCAACAUGUUUGCUGUGCUCGAUGAACUGAAAAACAUGAAGAGUUCAGUUAAGAAUGACUAUUCUACGUAUAGAAGGGCUGCCCAGUUUCUCAAAGUGAUGUCAGACAGCCAAAGUCUCCAGGAGUCCCAGAACCUCUCCAUGUUCCUGGCUACGCAGAACAAAAUCCGGGACACCGUGAAGGAUGCCCUGGAAAAGAUAACUGGAUAUGAAGAAUUGCUGGCAGACGUGGUGAACAUUUGCGUGCACAUGUUUGAGACCAAAAUGUACCUCACACCCUCAGAAAAACACAUGCUUGUCAAGGUGAUGGGCUUCGGGCUUUUCUUGAUGGAUUCAGAAAUAUGCAACAUUAACCGACUUGACCAGAAAAAGAAAAUUCGCUUGGAUCGAAUUGACAGGAUUUUCAAGAACCUCGAAGUGGUACCACUAUUCGGUGACAUGCAAAUUGCGCCUUUCAACUACAUCAAGAGGUCCAAACAUUAUGAUCCUAGCAAAUGGCCACUAUCCUCAAGCCCGAACCCUCUCUCUCCUCAAGCAGACCUGAUGGUCCACCUGCCACAGAUUCGCGAGGAGCACCAGAACUAUAUCUCCGAACUGGCCAGAUACAGCAAUGAAGUAACCACGACCUUCAAGGAGGCAGGUUCUGAUGCAGAGAACAAAGCAGUAACGGAGCUUUGCCUCCGAGGGUUGCAGCUGUUGUCCUCCUGGUGCUCAGUGCUCACCGAGCUCUGCUCCUGGAAGCUGCUGCACCCCACGGACCACGCCACCAACCCCAGGUGUCCCCCUGACGCCGAGGAGUAUGAGAGGGCAACCCGCUACAACUACACAUCAGAGGAGAAAUUCGCCAUGAUCGAGGUCAUAGCCAUGAUCAAGGGUCUGCAGGUGCUGAUGGCUCGCAUGGAGACGGUGUUCGCGGACGCGGCGCGGCGCUCCAUAUACGCAGAGCUGCAGGACUUUGUGCAGCUGGCGUUGAGGGAGCCCCUCAGGAAGGCCAUCAAGAACAAGAAGGACCUCAUACGCAGUAUAAUAGUGUCGGUGCGGGAGACGUGCGGCGACUGGGCGCGCGGCUGCGAGCCGCAGCAGGACCCCGCGCUGCGCGGCAAGAAGGACGCGGAGGCCAGCUUCACCAUCAAAGUGCCCAGGCGGAAUGUUGGUCCAUCGUCUACCCAACUAUACAUGGUGCGAACUCAGCUGGAAGCCCUGAUCUCCGACAAGUCUGGUGGAAGGAGAACUCUUCGCAAAGACCUGGAAGCAGCAGCAUUACAGCAGAUCGAGUCUUUCCAUCGCCAGAGCUUCUAUUGGAGCUACCUGCUGAAUUUAGCUGAUUCUCUUGCGAAAUGCUGCGACCUGUCACAACUGUGGUACAGAGAAUUUUAUCUGGAAAUGACCAUGGGCAGGAAAGUCAAUAAAUGUACAGUGCGCCAUCAGCAUAACGAAGAGUGUAAUGAUCUGAUCACCAUGGAGAAGAGAAUCCAAUUCCCAAUAGAGAUGUCCAUGCCGUGGAUCCUCACUGAUCACAUCUUGAGGAGCAAGGAACCAGCUAUGAUGGAAUAUGUCCUCUACCCCUUGGAUUUGUACAACGACUCGGCGCAAUACGCCCUCACCGUGUUCCGGAAGCAGUUCCUCUAUGACGAAGUGGAGGCGGAAGUCAACUUGUGCUUCGACCAGUUCGUCUACAAGUUGUCCGAACUUGUCUAUGCCCAUUACAAACAGCUGGCUGCGAGUAUGUUGCUGGAUAAACGCUACCGCGCCGAAUGUGCCGCCCGCGGCGCCAGUACCGGAUGUGGCGCGGGGCGGUACGCGUCGCUCCUGAGGCAGCGGCACGUCGCAUUGCUUGGGCGGCACGUCGAUUUGUGUGCCUUGGUGGCCCAAAGAAUUAACGCAGACAUGCAUCGCGCUUUGGACGCGGCCGUCGCCAAGUUCGAAGCUGGAGAUAUUACUGGAGUGGUGGAAUUGGAAGGUCUAAUAGCCGUCAACCGUCUCUGCCACAAACUCCUCAGCCGGUACCUGACGCUGGAUGAAUUCGACGCCAUCUUGCGCGAGUCGGACCACGGGGUGUUAGCGCCGUACGGACGGAUCACGCUUCACGUUUUCUGGGAGCUGAACUAUGAUUUUCUGCCCAAUUAUUGCUAUAACGCUGCUACUGAUCGGUUCGUGAAAUGCCGUCGCAUUCAGUUCGCCGCGCAGGUGCAAAGGGAGAAGCCACAGCAGUAUGGGCACGCGAUGCUGUGGGGAUCCAAGCAGCUCAGUCUGGCUUACUCUGCCCAGUACGCGCAGUAUAACGGCUUUGUGGGUCCACAACACCUCCAUGCCUUAGUCCGUCUCCUGGGCUACCAAGGAGUGGCAGUAGUGGUAUCAGAACUACUUGGGGUAGCUCGUGGGUUACUCCACGGGACACUGGCGCAGUUCACUCGAGCCUUAGCAGCGGCCAUGCCGAGGCAUUGCAAGUUGCCCAGAUACGAUUACGGAUCUAAUGGGGUCCUGGGUUACUACCACGCGCAGCUCACAGACAUAGUCCAGUAUCCUGACGCGCGCACAGAGUUGUUCCACGCCUUCCGCGAGCUGGGGAACAUUAUACUGUUCUGUAUGCUCAUUGAACAGGCUUUGAGUCAAGAGGAGGUGACAGAUUUGCUACACGCAGCUCCAUUCCAGAAUAUUCUGCCGCGACCCUACACUGCUGAGGGUGAGAAGCCAGAAACGAAACAGAAGCGUCUGGAAGCGAAGUACUCCGCGCUUCAAAUCGUGCAAAAUGUGGAGAAAUAUGGCACUGCUAAACAAAGCCAGCUAUCUCGUGAAGGAGACCUGUUAACCCGCGAGCGCCUCUGUUGCGGUCUCUCUCUGUUCGCGGUCGUGUUGCGCAGACUGCGCGCCUGCCUCACCGCGCCGCAGUGGCCCGCGCCGCCCGCGCCUGCGCACCACGGCCCUCUGCACACUGACGACACGCAGGAGUUCCACAGGCUGUGGUCAGCUCUACAAUUCCUGUACUGUAUCCCCGUUGGCGAAACACAGUUCACAGUUGAGGAACUGUUCGGCGAGGGUCUCCACUGGGCGGGCUGCACCAUCAUCGCGCUGCUCGGCCAGCAGCGGCGCUUCGAAGCGCUGGACUUCUGCUACCACAUCCUGCGCGUGCAGCGAGUGGACGGCAAAGACGAGCUGGUUAAAGGCAUUCCGCUAAAACGCAUGGUGGACCGCAUUAGACGUUUCCAAGUGCUGAACUCCCAAAUCUUCAGCGUGCUCGCGCGACACCUGGCGUCCGACGACGAACGCGCGGGCGUGGAGCACGUGCGCUGCUUCCCGCCCCCCGCUGCCCACCAUCACAACUAACCGCCCCACCUCAACUAGCCGCCCACCAUCUCAACUAACCGCCCACCAUCUCAACUAGCCGCCCACGACCACAACUAACCGCCCACUAUCUCAACUAGUUGCCGCGACUUCAACUAGUCGCCCACGACCACAACUAGCCGCCCACCACAUGCAUAAUAUGGAACCACCCACGAAAACGACAUCCUAAAAGCUUUUAACUAAAGGCAGACAGGAUCGCGCAGAAAUACUUAAACAAAACGAGAAUUCUAAAUAAAAGCAACUUUAUUUCGACACCGAGGGCAUAGACAAGUAGACACAGAGCAUAGAUAAUACAUAUUCUUGGAUCAUAAUACAUACAUGGGAACUGACAUUCAGCACGAAGUCAAAGUGCGCUCUAUAAAUAUCAGCUUGAGAAAAAUCCUUUCUAACCUAACCUUUUCUUUACCUUAGUAUAAUGUAUUAACUUUACCUUGACAAAUAUUUAAACAAGUGUAAAUUAAAAAUUUAUAACACCCCCGACAAGUGAAGGUUACAGUAA